This is a messenger RNA of Bipolaris oryzae ATCC 44560, 231 nucleotides long. RefSeq lists its product as uncharacterized. Lineage: Eukaryota; Fungi; Ascomycota; Dothideomycetes; Pleosporales; Pleosporaceae. The transcript has a single exon. The annotation marks the transcript as partial. The record is from RefSeq and is a predicted model, not a curated record.
CUAGUACCGUCUUGGAUGGGCGCAGGACCACGUAAGGACCAACAUGCCACACUACUCAGCCCAAACUCAUUCACUGAUGAAAGUACAAAGUUAUGCAAUAUAGUCAUCUUGGUGAGGCGUUUUGCUCAGCCAUGCGGGAUGCAUGUCAUAUGGAGACUCUGGAGAAAAAAAUCAGAGUUCAGAAAGUUGCAGGGAGUCACAGGUCUUUGGUCCAGGUUCAAUGGUAGGUAG